This is a messenger RNA of Coniosporium apollinis CBS 100218, 2688 nucleotides long. RefSeq lists its product as uncharacterized. The transcript has 6 exons. Gene Ontology annotation, biological process: carbohydrate metabolic process. The coding region runs from base 1 to 2688 and encodes 895 amino acids. Gene Ontology annotation, molecular function: hexosyltransferase activity; UDP-glycosyltransferase activity. The record is from RefSeq and is a predicted model, not a curated record. Lineage: Eukaryota; Fungi; Ascomycota; Dothideomycetes.
AUGGCCGACCGCAACCUCUUGGACCAAGCAUUGGAUUUGCCCGCCGAUGACCCUCCACCCUAUCCCACGGUGGCCGCAUCUGAGAACUCCGUUCUGGAGAUCGCAGAUGUUAAAGCAAACGGCCGCAUUGACAUCGACCUCGAUUCGAAGCUCGCCAGGACUCUCUCAAGGCUUGUGCGCAAUGCCUCCGAUGACCUUCCCCAACCGCCGCCCAGAUACACCGUUACGCAAGAGCUGCAGGUAAGGCUGAAUAUCGUGAUCCAAGUCGUAGGAAGUCGCGGAGAUGUUCAGCCGUUUAUCGCGCUCGGAAACGAACUGCAGCAAUGCGGCCACCGCGUACGCCUCGCGACGCACGAUGUGUUCGAAGAGUUUGUGCGAAAAUCUGGACUCGAGUUCUAUCCUAUCGGCGGAGAUCCAGCGGACCUUAUGGCAUACAUGGUCAAGAACCCGGGUCUGAUACCCAACAUGAGGAGUCUGCGGGCCGGCGAUAUUCAACGCAAGCGGGCUAUGAUUGCUGAGAUGCUCGAGGGGUGCUGGAGUUCGUGCAUCCAGCCCGAUCUCCUCUCGAACGUGCCUUUUGUUGCGGAUGCGAUCAUCGCAAAUCCCCCAAGCUUUGCGCAUGUACACUGUGCGCAGGCGCUAGGCGUCCCGGUGCACAUGAUGUUCACAAUGCCAUGGAGCAGCACUAGGGCGUUUCCACACCCUCUGGCGAACCUGAAAUACUCGGACACGGAUCCCAAGAUAGCGAACUACAUCUCAUACAAUAUCGUGGAUUUCAUGACGUGGCAAGGUCUAGGAGACGUGAUCAACAAAUGGCGGCGAAACACUUUGGACUUGGAGCCCAUUCCAACUACAGAAGGCCAUGUUCUCGCGGAAACUCUCAAAAUUCCAUUCACGUACUGCUGGUCGCCAGCUCUAGUUCCAAAGCCGGCAGACUGGCAAUCCCACAUAGAUGUUUGCGGCUUUUUCUUCCGUGAUCCGCCGGACUACACACCGCCACCCGAGCUAGAUGCUUUCCUUCGUGCCGGUCCUCCACCUGUCUACAUCGGGUUCGGUAGCAUCGUAAUCGAUGAUCCCGAAAGGGUAACAGCUAUGCUUCUUGAAGCCAUCCAAGCGACCGGUGUCCGUGCGAUCAUCUCGCGCGGGUGGAGUAACCUAGGAGGCCGGGAUCAUCCGAACGUCUUUUAUUUGGGAGACUGUCCGCACGAGUGGCUCUUCGAGCGUGUUGCUGCAGUGGUGCAUCACGGUGGUGCAGGAACAACGGCAUGUGGCUUGCUGAACGGAAAGCCCACUACAAUCGUGCCGUUCUUCGGAGACCAACCAUUCUGGGGUAAUAUGGUCGCCGCUGCCGGAGCAGGACCCAAGCCUAUUCCAUACAAGUCGCUUUCCUCACAAAAUCUUGCGGAAGCAAUCUCGUUCUGUCUUACGCCUGAAGCAGCAACGGCUGCUGAGAAGAUUUCCGCCAAAAUGAGAACCGAGUCCGGUGUCAAAGCAGCUGUGAAAUCCUUCCAUGCGAACCUUCCUCUCGAAAAGCUGCAGUGCGACUUUCUCCCAGCUCAGCCUGCAGCCUGGACAUGCAAGGUGGGGAAAAAGACGGUGAAGAUGUCAAAGAUGGCGGCAUGGAUUCUAAGUGAGCAUACGAAGACAGACCGGAAAAACCUAAAACUGCACCAUACAAACCCUAUAAUCAUCGAAAAUGCGCGCUGGGACCCGGUUACGGCCGUCUCGUCGGCCUCCAUCGGUACCGUCAGGGACAUGACUGGAGCCACGGCCGGCAUGUUCGUCAAGCCAUACGAAGAAUACCAGCAUAGGCGCGUCAAGCGUACCGUUACCGGCACAUCUCAUGCCAGUAACGCCUCACAUGAACCUUCUCCGGUCCAGUCCAACGCGGCUUCCCGCGAAAGCUCCCCUGUCCGCUUCACUGACAACGGAGAAGGUUUCACUGCUAGUGGCGGGUUUAUGGAGCACCGCGAAAGCGACCUGGACCCGCAAAUAAAGGACGCUCUUGCAGUCGUAUCAGCAAAGAGUCCUUCAGGUAUUGACUCCAUCUCCACCGGAACAGAUCGCAGCGAAGGUAGCUCCAGCAUCAACGCCCCAUCGACUGAGGACCCCAGUAGCAGCCGCAAAACAGGCCUGAGCACCGCGGGCGCCAUGGCAGCCGCAUCCGGGAAAGGCCUCGGAAAAUUCGUCGUAAGCUUCUACAAAGGCGCGCUGGUCGACAUCCCCCUCGCAGCGACCGAAGGCCUGCGCGUGAUGCCUCGCCUGUACGGCGAGGAACCCAAGGACUACGGCAAGGUGACAGACUGGAAGAGCGGUGCGGCCGUGGCGGGCAGGACGUUCAGCCAUGGCAUCUACGAGGGCCUCACGGAUAUCUUCGUCUUGCCGUACAAGGGGAAGGAGGAGGAGGGCGCGUUGGGCGUUGCUAAAGGGAUUGGCAAGGGUCUCGUAAGCAUGACGGGGAAAACUGGGGCGGGGAUUGUGGGACUGGUGGCGUAUCCCGGUCUGGGAAUCUGUAAGAGUAUCCGCGCUGCUGUGAAGACGACGACCAGAAAGGGCGUUGAGGCAGCGAAGUGGGCUGAGGGGGAGUGGAUGAUGAUGACGGAAGCGGGUGUGUAUGUGGAUCGUGAUGCGGUGAUUGCGGCAUUUGAUACCCUGAUGAAGGAAAACGGAAAGGCAAGGUCUUUGUGA